Molecule: messenger RNA, 19484 nt
Organism: Paramuricea clavata
Lineage: Eukaryota; Metazoa; Cnidaria; Anthozoa; Malacalcyonacea; Plexauridae
Source: the annotation of a GenBank genome assembly
GUCAACAAAAUGCAAAAUGGCUUCUCCAAAGUGGUAAGAUUUGCAUGUUUUUUUUUCUCAUUUAACUGGUUGUACAACUUUGUCUUCAUACUUCAUGCAUUUUUAGCUAUUAGGUUUUAUUGUUGUUCAAAAAUAGUGUAUAUAUAUUUGCUGUUUUAUUUUGUGUAUAUAUAUAUUUACAAGCAAUUUAUAUAAAUAAUAUAAUGGUGUGUGUAUACUGUAUAGGGUCAUUCCAUUUAUUAUCCGCACCCCCCCCUAUGGAUGAGCUCUGGUAAAAAUGUUACCUGUAGGAAUCGGAUUUCAGAGAAGUACCCUGUUGGAAUCGACAGUAUCAAUCUAAACCCUAGGAAUGCUGCUAAUUGCCAAUAUCUCACUGGUAGGAAUCUGCUAAUUGCCAAUAUCUCACCGGUAGGAAUCUGCUAAUUCCCAAUGUCAGACCGGGGGGGGGGUGAGAAUAAUAAAUGAAAUUAUUAUGAUUCUCAUAAUAAAUAUUUGGCAAUAUAGUAUGCUACACCUUGACAGCAAUAUCUGACCGGUAGGAAUCGGGCCAAAGGAAUCUGUUAAUUCCCAAUAUCUGACCAGUAGGAAUCCCCUAAGUCCUAAUAUCUGACCGGUAGGAAUCCGCUCAUCCAUAGGGGGGGGUGCGGAUAAUAAAUGGAAUGACCCAUAGGUCAGUCCAGGUUCGAUUCCUGCUGCAAAAAUGCAACUGUAAACCCUUCUUCCAGUCAGGUCUAAAAUAUAUUAAUAGCAAAAGUAGUAAGUUGUGUCUAAAACUGGAGCUGUAAGCAGCAGACCUGGAAAACCGGAGUUCACUUGGCACUAUUAAUGUUUAUACUGCAUGUAUAAGUCGUCAUGAUGAGUCAUCUGUUCUGUGGUACUGUAAGUGUCUAUUCUAUGCUACCGAUUUCCAGAAUGGGCAAGUCGUAUUCAUAGUAUGAUCCAAAUGAUCAAUCGCAUGCAUUUAUAGGCAAUCAAGAGAGCGAGAUUACUCGCAAGAAUUAAAGUCGAUAUCAAUGCAACAAGAUGCAGUGACCAACCAUCCUUUGAAAAUCUCUGUGGUGGUGUCAGUAAGUUCAACGUUUGGUCCAAGGACUGAAAUUUAUAUUGUUUAUAUUUUUAAAGUGCUACACCAGAAUUGCAAGACCGCAGCUUUGAUUCCUGCCCAUCAUCGUUCCCAUGACUUCAUGGCUAGGUAGCCGUGAAGCCCUGGGAAUGAGGUUGAUCCCUGCCAGGGUGAAAACUGCAGUCAAACGUCGGCAUGUAUUUACUGCUUGUAUUCAAAAACUUUGCGAUGUUCUAGCAAAAAGUUUGAAGAAAAUUAUGAGUCUUUAAACUCAGUAAAACUUAAUUGUCUUAUUGACACAACAAAAAAAUGCUGGCAUUUCCUACCUUACAGCUUCGGCCGUUUCCUUCUAGUAAACGCUUUUAUUUUCCUGUAUUACUCCUAAUUUGCAGACAUUUUCCCCGCCAUUUCUGUAUACUUGCACAUGCACUUUAUGUUUAACCGCGGUGUUGCCAGGGUGAAUUUACCAGGGUGAAUUUACCAGGAUGAAUUUGCCAGGGUGAAAGGCCCGUACAUUCCUAUACAGUAGUUACAUUUUUUUGCAACUACUCUAGAUUCUAAAAAUGUAUAUAAAUUUGCAUUUGAAUAUACCAUCCAUAAAAACCCUUGUAAAUCAUGAGAAGAACUAGGAAUGGGAAAAUGGUGGGUGUUACAUGUAACUCGCUUAUUCUUCCAGACAACUGUGGACACAAAAUCUGGCAAAAAGAAAAAGACAUAUGAACAUGGCAUUAUUGACCCACUAUCAAAAAGUCAAUCUAGUGAAGCUAGUGAUACAAUUGACCCAUUGUCCAUGUUUGCCGCAGAAAGCGCUACAACAGUCACCAAGAAAAGCGCUGGGGUGAGUGUGUGUUGUGUUAUUAGUGAGCUAGCAAGCAAUGUUUUGACUGCAUUGUGCAUCGUAGUGCUCGUGUAAGAAAGCAUAAAACUUUAAAAAUCUUAUGGUUUGUCAUAUGUGUUGAACAUUUGAUUGAUCGACCAGCGAAUCAAACAGUCAAUUCAAUUAAUUAAUCAAAUUAAUCUGAUAAGGCGUAAAAAAACCUGUGGUUCCGGUUCCCCACCGGAUUUUUUUCUAUUUUUUUCUGCUGACACUAUUAUUUUUUCAACGCGAUUGACCAUGCCACCCUAUUUUCCUGGGUUGUUGCAGGCUGCUGCCAAAAUGGCAUCUGUUAUCACACUAAUUAUUGAAAAAAACAUGAAAAAAAUAUUUUAAAAAAAAUUUCCGACCUACCGACCCUAAUUUUUUCGCGAUAUGAAACCGGAACCACAGGUAUUUUUUUACGCCUAAGUCAAGCUAAGCCAAUAUAAUCAGUCAAGUCAAUCAGAUUAAUCAAUUAAUUAAAUCAAUCAAAUUAAUCAAUUGGUCAAAUCAAUCAAUCAUUACAGUAAAUCAAUCAAGUCAAUUAAAUCGAUCAAUCAAUCAGGUCAAAUAGAUGAAUCACUUCCAAUCUAACAUAAUUGUUUAUUCAGGGAAGCUCAGCAAAUAAAGAUGAUAUUGAACAUUUUAUAUUGGAUGACGUUGCCCUUGAGCCUUGGUCGAGUAAAAGACUUGGAAUAUUAAGCAAAUACACAACUUCUGAAAAACUGUCAAUAACUACUGUAAGUCAUAUAAAAAUUGUACUUACUGUCAAUUAACUGAUUCAUAGCUGCCAUAAAUUCCCUUUUAGAUAGAAAUUGGUUUUCAUUGCAUUACAUACGGGAAUUGUGUGACUGAGGCAAAGUAUAGUCUGAUAAUUGCAGAAAUUGAACCUCAUACAGAGAGCCAGCAUGAAACAAUGGCUGCAUUGUUAUAUGAUGAUUAAAAAACACUCUAAAUAAAGGUUUGGUUUUAUUUUUUCCCUAGAGCUUUUUGUCAGAUACAGAUCGAGGUAAAUUUACUCAUUUGGAAUACGAAAAUAUCUCAAUGAAUAAUAUAAAUGUUUGUUUGUUUUGAUUAAAUUAAUAUAAUAUUUUUCCACAGUUGUUAUGAAACAGCAAACGACUGUAAGUGACAAAGUCAAGCAUAGAAUUGGACAACUGGAUGACAUUGAAGAGGUAAUGCCCUACAUGAUCCCCUCUCAAAAUUUUGUCUGGCAUUAGACAACAUAAAAUAUUAGCAUGAAGUUCAACUGUCUUUGCCAGUGACCGCUUAAUAUACUCACAACAGAUAGCUACAAAAUGGCACAUUUAAUUACAGGGGUCAAUCAAGGAGAUGUUGAAUCUCAGUCAACAAGAAUUCGUCCGAAGAAUUGAACAGUUGAAUCAAGUAACUAUUAUUUUAUUUCUUUUUUUUUAUUUUUUACUUUCUUUAUCUCGUUAUAACCUCUCUUAAUUUCCAAAAUUAAUUUUCAGGAAUUGAUUGCCGCAUGGGAAAAUGAACAAAAAGUCAAAGCUUUGAAGAUUGCAAUUCAGGUAUAUGUUGUAUUAUACUGUUUCACAAAUUAAUGUAGUUUUUCCCAUCAUUCAGUAUAUUACAUGUUUUCCAUCUACUCUACAAUGUAGUGUGCCAAGAUGCUUGCCAGUGUUGCUGUCAUUGGAUUCUAUCCAAGUAAAUUUGUGCUUAUCACCGAUGUCCUUGAUACAUUCGGUAAGCACUGUGAGAACAGUUUAGAACAUAUAGAGCUAUAUCCAGUAUAAAUAAAGUUAGUUUAGUUUAGAAUUCCUCCUGUAGUAACACUGCAUAUUUAAUAAGAGAUGAUUCUUACUGGAUCUCCAGGGAGAACAGUUUAGAACUGAUAGAACUAUCCAGUAUAAAUAAAGUUAGUUUAGUUUAAGUUUCCUCCUAUAGUAACACUGGAUCAAUAAGAGAUGAUCCUUACUGGACCUCUAGGAAGAACAGUUUAGAACUCAUAGACCUAUCCAGUAUAAAUAAAGUUAGUUUAGUUUAGGUUUCCUCCUGUAGUAAUUGAAGCUUCAAAUUCGUUUAGGUCGUCUUGUAUAUGAACGUUUGUUAAGAAAGUCUGCCACAAUUGUUCCUGGAACGAAAUUAAUGAAGAUGCUCCCAGGUAAAGUGUAAAUACCUCCUUGGCCUGGGAGCCUCGCUCUCGUACAUCAAGGCGAUUGGCUCACAAUUCACGGUUCGAAUGAGACUCGUAGAGAUUUGUGAUGUACUGUAAUUAUCGAAAGGGUGUAGUUGAUGUUUUAUAAAUUAUAACAUGAAAUAUUUUUGCAGAUAAUUUUUCUCCAGAAGACGUGACGGACGUUGCCAAGGAAACUUGUCGUAACUGGUUUUACAAGAUUGCGUCAAUCAGAGAACUCAUUCCUCGAUUGUAUCCUUUCUUGGGGCCUGGGGAUGAAAUGAACUGCGUUUAAAGCCGUGCAUACGCUAGGAAGUCAGUUUAUGGUUUAGAUACAUAUUAAAACAAUCAGUGGUAUGACUUGUGCACUCAUUAUUCUCGCUUUUCUCCAAUGGCGUUGUUAAAUAUCAUGCCCCUAAACCAUAAAUUGCCUGGCGAAAAUGUAACGUGCGCGCCAGACUUGCCCGAGGGCCUGCUCAAGUGAGAUCUGCAGAUCCGUAUAAAAAUAAUUGUGUGUUUAUAUGAGAGCUAGCCCGACUGGCUAGGGUGAAAUCUUCAAUAUGAAGAAAUCAAAACCACAAUCAAAUUUUGUGGCGGAGUUGUCAGAGCAAGCGCCUAUCACCUCUGAGAUCGUGGCGAGGUUGACUCAUGUGAAAAGAGUCUGUCAACCAGAUGAUCUUGAUACGCGGAAAAGUACUGGCACUAGUUGUCAAAUAGAAAUCCAUUUUAUGAUUAAAACAACUGAAUAUCUCCUGUAAUAUACUUUAUUUCGAUUCCAUAUUUUUGUCAGAGCUAGAGUUCUCAUAACCAAACAUAAUUACAAAAUUUCAACUAGUUUCAUAAAGAAUAACGAAAGAUAUAAUUGACUGAACACAUCAAAAUGGAUUUCUAUUCGGACAACCCUUUCUGAGCGCUGAUUGGCUAAAAUACGAACACGAGAUCACCAGGAAGGUUUUGCCUAGCCUGCGUAGCCGGCGGUUUUAAGGGUUGGGGUUGAGGCGUGGGCAACGAAAAACCCUUAAAAUCGCAGGCUAGGUUCUGCCGAAAGUCGUGGGUUUUCUCCGGGCGCUCCGGUUUCCUCCCCCAGGGAAAGUUGACAGGGUGGGUUAGGAUAAACACAGUUAAGAAAGUAAUAUCACGAUUUUAUUGUAAAUAGUCUUGGUUAAGUAAGUAAUUAGGCAAGCGUAAUACUUGAUGUGAAAAGCGCAAUUGAUCGUAUUUGCAUGCAAAUGUGCGCUAUAAAAAUUUGAAUCGUAAUCGUUUUGUCAAAUUACGUGCGUAGUUAUUCAAAUAACCAAGAGAACAUAUUUUGUUUUGUUGUAUUUCGCUUGACUUUUUGAAGCUACGUUGAGACAUCGAUACUCAAGUGUUAUCGUUUUCUCACAACUGGGUAAGGAUCACACGACGUUUUUUCACAGAAAUUUGAACACUCAGAACACUGUCAUAUUUACUGGUAUUCCAAUUCGAUCAUUUGUGUAGGGAGUACGACAAUGCUUUGGUGAGACUGACCAAGAUGAUCCGAGGAAUUGGUGAUCCACUUGUUGCUACAUAUGCUCGUUGCUACAUCUGCCGAGUAAGUUGAUAAUUCAGGGUUCGGUCAAAACUUGAAAAUCCCUGAAUGUCCUUGAAUUGCAUGGAAACAAAAAUUUAAGGCCUUCAAAGACCUUGAGUCUAUAAAGAAGUGAGUCCUGAAAGUCCUUAAAUUGUUCUUGCUUUAGUGGAUAUUUUCUGAAUUUUUUUUGCUAAAGGUCCAUACAGACCGGACGCGAUUUCGGGCAACGCGACGCGAAUUUUCAAUUUUCAAUGACAUUUAACUUCAUUAUUUUUUUAUUUAUUUCAAAUAUUCGGAACCACUUAAGCAAUUUUAGCUAUUUGGUCUGCAUAUCUUGUAAAAUUUUUAUCCGUUGACGGUUUUAUUUGUUUUUAAAAACUGAAAAUUCGCGUCGCGUUGUCGAAUCGUAUUCGGUCUGUAUGGACCGUAAGAAUUGGACAUUUCGUAAAUUGAUUUUGUUCGUGUCUUACAAAGGCCAAAACUGUUUGAAAUUCAUUAAAGUUGCUGCUUGAACAGUUUAACGUCACUUUUUACUGAUUUCUAACGCCUUCUUUCAGGGAUGCCGGAAGUUGCUGAGGGCAAGGGGUGCAAUUGGUUAACAAGAGGGCAUACUCCUUAAUAAAAGGCACCAAUGAAAAUGAAACGGCGUCAUGAUCCUACAUUCAUGUCGACCUCCCUCCCCGUCACCAAAUUUUUUCGGACCGAAUACAAUUAUUUAGGCACAAUUCCUCCGUAAUUUCUCGCCAAAAAAUCCAUAAGUAAUGCUUUCCCAGUUCACCUUUCGCCAAAUGGAUAACAACUUUGCCGAUUUCCUGACGACUGGAGGGUAGAACACUCAUACACACAUCCUUGAGCGACGUUUAAUUCUUGUCAGUUUUGAGCACCGGUUGCACCCACACUGCACCCACAAAGUUGAAAAUGCAAAAGGCAAGGGGUGCACUUGCACCCGCUGCACCCGUGGUUCCGGCAUCCCUGCUUCUUUGAAAGUCCUUGAAAGUUCCUUGAAUUUAAGUCUUCCUGACCUGUGCGAACCCUGAUAAUUACCUCGUUAUUGUUGCCUAAUUUAUUCCGCCCUUGCAAGUGACAUCACAGCAGAUCAAGUCGCGUGAUUGAUUGACUUCCACCAUUUUGGCUGACAAAUUUUUAAAGCUAAAUAAAACACGACAUCAGUUCGCUGUCGUGUAUGUUUUUCUGUUUUCCACGUUUAUCUCGAUAGAGCUGCAAGUGAUCCCUUGCAUUUACUUAAUACGAAUGGACAACUUGCAUAUUAGACUAAAUUUUAAUCUAAGUAAAGAGAAGGGAAUCAGACACAACAGUUAAAAAGAAAAUAAUGAAAUUAGUAAAAUUGCAAAAGUUGGUUGCGAAAUGUUGUAAAAUAAAGAAAAUAUAGCCUUGCGAAGUUUGCAUAUUUUCAGUAUAUUUGUAUUACGUGUGGAAAUUGUUACCAUUUUCAGCUCAAAAAUGGUAACAAUUUCCGCACGUAAUACAAACAUACUGAAAAUAUGCAAACUUCGCAAGGCUAUAUUUUCUGUAUUUUACAACAUUUCGUAACCAAAUUUUGCGAUUUUACUGAUUUUAAUAAGUUCUUUACGGGAAUUUACUUUUUUUGGCCUAAAUAAAAAAUUAGUCUAACAUGCAAGUUGUCUAUUCAGAAAGGCAAUUUUCUGGCGAACGGAUAAUUCCAGCUAUACACGAAAUUUUGAUCUAGACAAGAAGAACGAAAACCAUUACCGUAACUGGAAAGGCAUCUUGAAAUGAGUAAAAUUGCAAAGUUUGGUUGCGAAUUGUUGUAAAAUGAGGAAAAUAUAGUCCUGCGAAGUUCGCAAAUUUGGUAUUAUUUGCAUUACGCGCGGGAAAAAUGGGCCGAAAGUGGUUAUUUUUACCGCACGUAAUACAAAUAUAUACAAUAUUUGCGAACUUCACAGGGCUAUAUUUUCUUCAUUUUAUCACAACAUUUAGCAACCAAACUUUGCAGUUUUACUUAUUCUAAGACGCUCUUUCUAGCUGUGCUGUUGGAUUUCGUUCUUCUUGCCUUGAUUUAGUCUAUAUAGCUGGAAUCACCCAUUCAGACAAUGGUUUACUCUGCUGCUCACAAUGCCAACCAUUUUUUUGCCAUGCCAAUUGCCAAAUCGUAAUAUUUCUGCAAGACCUGAAUAUCAUUAUGCAGUUAAUUAACCGAAGGAUAGUUCUGCAAUUAUUUCGAUUCUAGCUGAAUUUGCGUUCUGCCUAUACAAUCCUGGACAAAACAUCUGCGCCACUUUAAAUUAUUGGACCAACUUUCGUGAGAUUAUCGCAAAAAACCUCCCCCUUACACCACCAUUCAAUGUUGAUGCGUUUGCAGAAUUGGUGAUCCAGGGUUUAACUGCACACAUACUGUAGGAAUGUUACGAAGGCAACGGGUGUUUAAUUGAUCAGGGUCGAAGGAUUUUUUACCUGCAUAUAGGUGACAGACAGGCUUUUAGCCAGAAGGGCGUCCUGGGACGCCCUUAGAACCAAAUUCUGGGAAAAAGGGAAAUUAUUUCCAAUUAUUUUCCCAAGUAUAUUUAUAAUAUAUCUGAAAUACAUUUACUAUACAUUUGACAUUUUGAUCAAUUUGAUGGUGUACCUGGCUGAAUGAAAAUGUCGUAGUUAAGUAAAGAAGCAUAGCGGCACAAACUCACAAAGCCAAGUGUGUUUGAAAAAUUUCGAACGAGCUUGGAACAGAUACUGACAUGAAGUAACGUUAACUUCAAAGGUUUUCCAGAGGAACGAUUUUACUUUCUUUUCCAUUACCCCAGCACGUAAGUAAUUUGUGAGGAAAAUAGGAGGGUCUGGAGUCCUCCCCCUGAAAUCGUUUAGAUUUUUGAUGCUCAAUUAAUGACAGCAUUUCUGGAAUUUUCCGCUAGUUUGGUGACAUAUGUGUUUUAAGAACUGCAUAAAUGGGUUUAGAACCGCGCAUUUUGUGUAGGAAGAAACGUUAAAAUAAACCCUGUGGUGAUCCACUUGUUUCUACAUAUGCUCGAUGCUAUAUCUGUCGCUGAUGGUUUUUGACCAGGAUGGCUUAUAUUGUCCCAGUGUUACUACAAUGUCCUUUGUUUUGUGCAUUCAGCUUUUAACCUAGUUAUAUCGCGUUCUUCCUAGGUUGGAAUACUUGUAGCUCCCGAUGCCAAAAGUCAUUUACGUGGUAGUCUGUUGGAUUUCUUCUUUACGUACAAACAGGUAAGAGGCUGUGCCUGUAAAAUCUGCCACAGACGUCUUUGGGUUAAAAUAAAAACCUGCCCUGAUUUUUGUUACCAUUUAUUAGGCUUUGUAAGCAUACUUUGAUAAUGUAUUUGGAUUUUUGAAAUUUUAUUUUUCCCCCUAGUUUUUACGGUUUUCAGUUUUACCCUAAUUAAUUCAAAUCGGGCAACAUCCGGAAAGCCAAAAAUGACAAUUUUCUAACAGCUAUUACAAACUCGCUCUUUCACCUUCAGAUUUAAUUUUAAACAAUUCCGAAAAAUUGUCUAGGAGACUGUAUAUUUAUGACAAAACUGUAAAUAAAAUCAUAUUUUUUUUCUUUUUGACCUACUUUGAAUCUUCUCCCCUACGAGGCCUUUAUCUCAAUUACUUAAAGCACGCGGUUUCAAAAUGCGUUUUCUCAAAGGUGGCGGCACCUAUUGAGAACACUGGGCAAAAAGUAUGAAAUUCAUACUAUGAAAUUUGCGAUUACACCACUAAAUCCAUACUAUAUCCAUAGUAUUUCCAUACUAUUUCCAUACUAUAUCUAUGGUAUGGAAAUAUACAAUUAUUAUGGAUAAUCAAUUUCCAUUCUAUGACCUUCUAUGGAUUUUAAAAUUUUUUCCCAAUGGAGCCAUUCUCUUGAAUCUCUUCUCAAAAUUUACUGAAGUGAAAUAUUAUCUGGAUUAAAUAACAUUUUUGGGCGGAUAUAUAUUGGUGAUCCAAUAAUCUUAUUCGAAAGUAUGCGAAUUUUACAAAUAAAAUAUCUCGGAAUACCAGCGCCAAAUGUUAGCAGCAACACAUUGACAGUGAUAGUAAUACAUACAUUAGCCAAUCCUCGAUCCACGAUGUUUCAAUGGGGACAUCACGGCCCGAAGAUUAUUUAUUCUCAUGACGUUUCAACAUUCCUGAUAUUACCAUUUUGUUUCUGUUUAUUUGUGUUUUCCAGUGAAGCUACAGGUAUUUGGCUGUCGUAGACGUAGUUUUGGCAAAGUUUAACGCCCGUAUUCUAAAAUCUCACUCACACUCAUUGAGUGGAGGUUCAAUCUGAGCUUCUCUUGAGUGUCAUUGCUGUUUUUGAAUAACUGAAGGGUUAGUGUCGAAUCUUACUAUGUGACUACUCACCCUCCAGUUAUUCAAAAACACCAUUGACACUCAAGAGAAGCUCAGAUUGAACUUCCACUCAUUGAGUGUGAGUGAGCUUUUAGAAUACAGGCGUAAGUGUGUUGUUUCAAAGUUUAUAUUAGUGAGCUUAAGCAAGUGACGUUUUUGACAACACGAACGGCAUGAGUAACGUCAGAAGACUGGGUCAAGGGCUGUGAUUGGUGAAAAACGUCAACUUUACUUUCGGUCGACGUCCAUGUUGUCAAAAACGUCACUUGCUUAAGCUCACUAUUAUAGAAUCAGAAUCAUGGAAAAAUAACGUAUCAAAAUGUCAGUAAAGUUCACAAAUUUCUUAAAGCUACAAUUGCCACUUGCUAUAGUUGACGCAUAUCCUAUUUAAGAUUAUUAAGUUAAGUUUGUCACUUAGGAAGGCUUUUAUAGGACGUUUUUGUAUAUACUGUACAAAUAUAUGGAAAGUUAAUCCUUAAAUGAAAGUGAUGUUGUGCUUCCUUAUUGGAACAGCAACAGGACCCCUUGGAUAAGACUUAAAACUGUAUAUCAAUACGAGAAAAUGUUUUAUAUAUUUUUUAUAAUAUACCACAAAGAAAUAUAAAGAAAUAAAUUUUUCGUGUUGACAGGUAUGAUCUUGUAGAAGUUUGCCGACUUAAUAAAUUGAGAAUGAGACUUUGAAUUACGUCAACACGGCUCUUAGCCGAUCAGCGUUCAGAAGUUACAAAUGCUAUAUUAUAAAUGCUUUUUUUGAUUAUUAUUUAAGUUUGCCAGGCAGGCUUUUAUAGAAUUUUUUCAUAUACUGUACAACCAUAUGGAAAGUUCCUUCAUAUGAAAGUGAUGCUUUCUUGCUUUACAACAGCAAUAGGACCACUUGGGUGAGACUUAAUAUUGGGGCUUUGAAAUUCAUCUGUCUUACCAAAGAACGUCGUGGUCUCCAGUUCACCUGCUUCUGUGUAGCACAGAAGGAAAUAUUUUUCCUCGACGCUGCAGGUUAAAAUAAUUAUUUUACAAAUGUCAUAAUGAAAUGCCAAUCCACGGACCUCGUGACCUUCUGGUAAUUUUAUUGUCGACUUCAGAUUUCCUUCCUCGGAGUAUAUCUUCACAGCCUGGUCAUCUUUUGAUGAUAUCAUGAUUUCAUCCUGCCCAGAAAUACCCAAGAUGGGUUGAAAACGUAAGCUUCGUUCAAACUUGUGCUUUCAUUUUCCAGUAUUGUCACAGAUAUAUACCUGAGGAUCACCAUAUAGCGGGCUAUCACAAAAUGUGGCCAUAAUGAUAUCAUUGUUCUUGUUUAUAGCGAUCUCCAUAUGAUCUGUUGCCUCCAGAAAGUCCAAUAUGCGCAAAUUCUGCUUUACAUUGUAGUUCUCGUCCACUACAUCCAACACGUAACUUCUCGCAUCGCCAUUUUCCGUACGUGUAGGCAUAUUAGGCAAUCUCAUCACCACGUAAACAUUGUCAUCGUUAUCAACAGCAAGUGCGACAAUAAUUUGCGUGAUAACGUUACCUCCAUGACUGGGUAAAUUAAAAUCCUUGCUUUUACCUUUCUUAGUUAUAAGCUCGAUGAAGCCAUAAUAGUUUAGAAAAAAAACAUCCCCAUGGCUGUUUACAGCAGAAAAAUCAUGACAAAAAGUAUCAUUAAGUAUCAGUUUGUUGGGAAGUUGGGUCAAUUCAUCACCCAUAGAUUUUCUUGCCGAAACUUCCUGCCAAUUCAAUAUUGGGUUAAAACUACGAUCAGCAAGUUCAAUUGUUGACCAGGCGUGUGCAGAAGUAUACUUGCUGCUGAAUUUCAAAACAUAUUUAAACACAACAUAAUUGAUCAUCAUUACAGACUUGACGUUUUCUACUCGUUGGGCUUUAUUAAACAUCGAUUUGAUUCCUCCGUUUAGAUACACGUUGAACAUCUCCUGAACCGCAGGUAAGGCGUGCAGUUUUUUCAAAAAUGACAGACACCCUGGAAUUGCUGUUUCAGGACUUUCGAGACAUUCGAGCAACUCAGAAACUACCCGUAGCUUUGCAGCAAGGAUUCUAUCUUUAAUACUUAGAGAUUCAAUACGAAAAGCAUGGGUCGCUGUCUUGCGGGCGUCUUUGAAUCGUUCUAGAGCUGAUACAAACUCCUUAUCCGCGUUGAUUUUCAGUUCUCCCAUGGCUUGAGAAAGUUCCAAGGCUUCGCUUAAGAUCCCAGACUGGACAACGCUCGACCUUCCGGCUGUUGUUUCUGCUUUCUGCUCGAGCUUUGAUUUAUCAAGGGAAACAUUGAGUAAAUCUACUCCUUCUUGUAGGAAAUCGUAGCUGCUGAGCAGAUCUUUGCGUGAGAGACCAUCAAGUUUCGUCUUGAUGUCGUUCAACUCUCUCACGACAAUCUCUCGAAUUUGUGCAUCUGUCACAUCGCCGUCCUUCAGUUUAGCCGCAGUCGAGUCGCGAGCUUUGUUCCAUAACAAGCCUACGGUUGAACUUAAGAUACUUGUUAUUAUGGAAGACAUGGUAGUUUUAUAAUUAAAACGAUGAAAGAUUUCAAGCUAUACGUCUCGCUCGAUGAAGUGUUGUCAAUUGAAACAUUUUACAUGAUGCAAUGUUCAUUGCUGCCGCAGCAGAUCCUAAUUUUGUUUUGUCUUUUGUGGGUCGAAGUAAAAAUUCUCAGUCUAUUUGGCGCAUUGCAUGACGGUACCAGUGAAUUUUAACCGUGGUGCAGCGCGGGCAGGCAUAAGGCAAAUAGGCAAUGUGAUCAUCUUUCAUCUUUGGUCUUCAUAGCCAUAAAGCCGUAGCUGGCUUAAAGUGAUCAAACGGCAUUUUGUUGGGUGCUUUUAGCAUCAUACGGCGGUGCUUUCGGCAUUUCGUUGCUUUUCGGCUCACCUGAAAUUUUCCGUAAUCCAAACUCGUUUAAACACUAUCUUAAACGUAUAGAUACUCUACAUUAUUUAGUAAUGUUUAUGACGUAGACAUGGCUUGUACGUGGUCAUUAACUCGUGACUGUCCUUGCCAUAGGACUUAAUACCACAAGUAAUAUAUAUGUGUGUCUAUAUUUAAUUAACUAUAUCCAAACUAAUUACGGGGAGCACCUCGCAUGGGACUUUUAUUGUCCCGUUUGUGUUUUUCCCUUUGAGUGUAUCUACUAAUUUGUGAUUUGUGUUUUGUCUUUCGUUUGUCAAGUUUUUAUCUUUGUACCUGAUAUAGUACGGAUGUAGAUUGCUCAAUAAAUUCAUUAAAUUAAAUUAAAAUUAAAAAUUAUACGCGGUGGUUCCAGCAUUAUAUUAAUACGCGUUGCUUUCGCCAUUACACCGGGUGCUUUUACCAUUAUCCGCGGUGCUUUCACCAUUUAUAUAUACGCGGUGCUUUCGCAAUUUUACGCAGUGGUUCGAGCAUUAUACGCGGUGCUUUUAACAUUAUACGCGAUGCUUUUAUUGAACAUUAGUUCCAUAUUCUUUCCGCGGCUGAAAUACGAUCUUGAAAUAUGUGCCGUAUGAUUUAAUUAUGUUUUAGGAUUAAAAAUACUUUGUCAUUUGUAUUUAUACUUGUACUGCAUCACAAGGCAGUACGUAAGUGAACAAAUUCCACAUGUGAGGUUGUCUUGUUUUUUUUUGCCUUCUUUGGUAAACAUUAUUAAUUAAGCACGCAUUUUAAUUUAGUGGACGCACAGUCGCAUGUCAUUUUCAUUGCCCUUUAACCCCUGGUCUAAUUGCUGUUUUUGAAAAUGUUGAUGUAGAAAUUAUGGAUGCUUCCAAUUCAUUACAAAUAUUUCUUAUUCUUGUUCUUUAAAAUAUUAAAGAUUUGGGAACAAUGCUAUACCAAGGAAGCAUUCACUACCCUGUGGGUAAACUAGUUUUUAUUAUUAAAUAUCUCCCACAGUUUAUUUACAAUACUUGCCCGAAACAAAACCUGUCUAAACUGUGGGAUUCCCGUCCAUCUGGUGGACGGGAAAUCUGAUUGGUUGAUCAGCAUGAUGAAAGAUUUUGAUUGGUUGCGAGUUCACAUAAACAAUAGCUUUAAAAAUAGCUCGGUCAAGGCCACAGAAUAAGGACACUCAAGGCGACAAUUAAGGUCAAAGAAGAUAGCUUUUCUUUUACAGUAUAUGCUUUAUGGCAGAAAAUAAAUCAAACAAACAGUAUCUUGAAAGGGCUUUAUCAAAAUCUUUGACGAAGUUUGAACACAAGACGCUGAAAGAACAGCAAAACUAGUCAUGUAUUCAAAAGCUUGUUGUUCACAGCCAAGAUGUCUUAGCUGUUCUGCCAACUGGCUUCGGCAAAAGUCUUAUUUAUCAGGUCCUACCGGCGUUGUUUUCUUCAGCUUAAAUAGCCUUCUUCGUGGUACGAUUGAGAAUUUCGUUGUUGCUGUUGUUAGCCGGUUAGAGUAUAUCCGUGUCCGGCAAGUUGAGACCUUGAGAAAGCUUAAUUGGCAUUCAAGCCGUGCACAUAACUGACUAAUUAAAUAUUUGUUCGCUGUUCGGUUAAAUGGAAAAACUGAGCUCUUAAUUAUAUAAAAGUACAUUGAAUUUUUACGUUUAAUUAAAAAGCCAAAUGCACACUCUGCGCGGGACACGUUCAUGAGAAUAUAAUUGUUUUGUGCAAUGAAACUCUAAAACACUUGUCAAUAUAAGACAUCUAUGUUGUCAUUGAUUUUGAAAAAAAUGGAAAUAGCUUAUCUGAGCUUCCAGAAAUCCUAAAUUUUCUGGGGGGGCAUGCCCCCAGACCCCUAUAGAGGUUCGCACCUUCGGUUGUUGACUCGGUUGUCUCAGAAUCCUAGUUGUAGCCUGAUAUAGCUACCUUAUGACGUAUACUUAUUAGUUAACCAUGCACACAUAUGCUGGUAGCUGCAGUGAUACAGGCCGGUAUUACAGGCCGAUACAGACUUGCCGACUGGAACUUCUCCAGGUCCUCCGCUGAAUAUGUCCUCUCCAGUUACACAUCCUUAAAAGAGGCCAAGAACAUCUACAUAUUUCAAACUAUUCAGUUGGAAUAUUGCGAUGGUAUUUUACCAGCCGCGAGGCCAGUGUGAACGCUUGAGCACAUGCAUGCCUUGUUUAGUUAUAAAUUUGUAAAGGAAAUCUAACGGUCAAUCGCUUUCGAUACAGUAAAACUUGUGCAACUAACGAUGAACGGUCGCUCAUAAAAACAUUGCCUAUUCGCGUGAGAAUCUUAAGUUUUCUUAUUUUGACAUAAUAGCUAUUUUUCCAUAAAUAUAUUGAUAUUAAACUUAUUGAAUCGAUAUUUUAAGUUUCAGGCCAGUUGUACCAAAGGUUAGAAGCGCUAUAGCGCAUCAUAAGGUUUCAGAUGGGCCGAGAUGGCAUGCAACAUGUACGCAUUGCGUGCCUAUUUUUAAUUGUGUUCAGCACAUUUUAGUGAACCAUAUAUGAACCGAUGAACUACAUAAUGACGAUAUAACCAGUUGUAAAGACUAAAGUGCUUCUCUAAAUAAAAUAGUUACUACAAAACGUCAAAACCGGCAUGAUAUUUCUGGUAUAAAAGUCAAAAACGUAGACGAUAGUUUAAAAACAGGCACUAUAAAUAAUACCACAACAACCUUACCACUUAGCGUGGGUGUUCAUUAAUUUGAUUUUCCAAUUUUCUGGUAGGACACAACAAAUAUACAGACAUAUUUCAACAUGUAUAAAACGUUAACGGGUUAUAAUCAUGUAUGGAAUUGCCAUGCACAUUUCAUUGAACCAUAUCAAUCCAAAUAAAAUAAUCUCGAUUUCGCUAGAUUUUUAAUUAUGCCUCGAUCAAAAUGUGGAACUGACUUCAGUGGUACCCACUUUGUAAAUCAUAUUUGGCUGUCGAGAUGUCGUUUAUAUCCAAUAUAAUGUAGAUUGCGCUAAGUCGUAGUUUCUGCCAUCAAAAAUGCUUUAAUCAAAGAGUGUGUCAUUUUUAAUCACUUUCAAAGAUACAGUUUUCAUUCAACAGUCCCAGAGUGACUAUAUCUUUAUACUACAAUGUAUAUAUUGAUCUGAAACUGCCCGCAACUUUAAUGUCUCCUGACUGGAAUUUCGCGCGACUUUUAUACAAUUCUCAAAUAAAACAGGCUUUGUGAAACACAUUCAAACCUAUUCAACCCAGCUGGGUGGGAUCUCAGAUCUCGCGCUGGUUGAGAUCUCGGUCAGGUGCCGAUAAAAUUAUUUCAAAUAUGAUAUAGCUUAAUUUGUUAAAUCUCAAGAUAGUCUUUCUCUUUUCCCCCGAAAUUUGAGUUUCGUUUUCUGUUGGGGUAUAUUGUGUAUAUUGGGACAGAAGGGUCAAAAGCCUUAAUUUCGACUUAUGUAAAAUGCAUUUUACUGAUGAAAUAAAUUGAAUUGCCAUGCGAUGCACAAUUAUUGCAUUGCCCAUUGAAUUGGCAUUUAUAGGGCUUUUUAUUUAAAAAUAGUUUGAAUUUAAACUUGGUACGCAAAAAACUGUACAGUAAGGGAUUUAGAAAAUCUAAAAUACAUUUCUUCAUUUUCAGCUCCAAACUGACACAGUUCAAAACAUAUUGGCUAAACAAAAUACAGGUAGGUCGAAUAAGAUUGAUUUAAGUCCAUUACCAUUCAACAUUUUUCCCGUUGACAAGUACGAAAGAGUGAGGCAUGUUUUAUUUCCACUUUCAGCUCCAACCGAUUAUCUUCGACUGUACACACCUGCCCUCGACUGGAUUAUUCAAUGCAUUGCUUUCAAAUCACCAGAGGUAAGUCAACUAGAGGUGUGCGCCAGAGGCGGAGCUGCGGAAUAUUUAACUCCGGCAGACAAAAUUAUGAAAAAUUAUUUCAUAUUUCAACGAACUUUUGGUAAUGAAAGAAUUAAGUUGUUGAAUGAUUUGAAGUUACUAUAAAGUUUAAUUACUUGCUCCGAUCCGUUUCGUAAUUCUAACUAGGUUUUCUUAUUGGACAUGACCGAUCACUGACUGACUUCAUGGUCUCAGUCACUGACUACCCUUGACGAAGGGUCUCAAACGCAUCUGAUUGGUUAAUCGGAUAUAGCAAACGCAUCUGAUUGGUUAAUCGGAUAUAGCAAAGGCAUCUGAUUGGUUAAUAGUAGCGGAAGUCAAAUCUGAACCUCACUAAUAUGCGGUUAACGACACACCAAUGUUCAACGUACAAUAUUCGAUCGCUUUUCAGGAAAUUGUUUUCAGAGUAUUUUCAUUCUUUUAGGAAGUGUUGACAGAAAUUUUGAACCAUUGUACAAAGGAGUGCAACAGGUAUAAUUUGAGUGAUCGUUGGUGGCACGGUUGUUAGUUUAUACAAUUCCUUUUAAUUUUUAAAUUUUUUAAAAUUUAACAGCUUUGUCUGGCACGCAUGCAAACAGCCCCACAUUAUUGUACAUAACUAGCACAAACUAACACAAGAAUAUAUACAAUAUGUAAAAACGUGCCAAAGAUGGAUAAGCACAAACGAGACUAGGUCCCAUGCAUGGUGCUCACCAUUAAUUAAUCAGGACAGUACAGACAAAACAACACAUAAAUAUAGAAUAGAAAAAGUACAUGAGAAGAAGUAAAGAAAUUAAGAGAGAGGAUAAGAGAACGACUAAUAUAGAAGAUAUUAUUCAGUCGUGAUCAAAGAGUGUGAGUUAGGUACGUCAGGAGAGUAGGCAGUGGCAGUAAGUUGGAGGUAAGUCUUGCCUCGGAGGUAUGAGAAGGAGGAGAGAGUGUCGAAGCUGUUCCAAGGAGCGGUUUUACAACAGUUUUUUUGUUUUAACCAUGUGGCCGAGAUUUUCACCCUCAGCAGUGUCUACAAUAUGCGGUUGUCUGAUUCUAAACUACAACUACUUCAAAAAUAUGUAGUCAGCUACAACUACUGCUACUUUUGAAGAAAAGUAGUUCGCUACUGACUACAGCUACUGCUUAAAAAAUGUAGCGAACUAUUUCGCUAUUUCGCUACUCUAUAUUUUUUAGUUUUACGGUACUUGGAGCAUCCACUAGCUCAGGCUGUAAUAUAACCUAUAACAAAUCGACUUACGAGUAACAACAGUAAACAAAAAGAGUCAAAGGAACAUUUUUGUAAGCACUACAGUGUUCAGGAGUGCCACUUUUCAUUGCGCUAAAAUAAUCUUUACUGUAUAAAAUAAUCUUUUAAGCUAACCGUGUCUUAAUAUCAUUCUAUUCUAUGAACGGUUGCUAACAAUUUUAAAAAGUAGCGAAUAGCGAUUCGCUGUUUGAAAAGUAGUCAACUACUUGGCUACUUUUAGGCAAAAUGUAGUUCGCUAUAACUACAACUACUGUUUUAAAAAAGUAGUCAAAAACUACUGGCUACUUGAAAAUUGUAGUUCGCUACAGUAGCGAACUACAACUACUUCGCUACUACCCACCCUUGCUGGUGAAGUACAUUGAUCCUGUCCUAGGACUGGAUCAAAAUCAAUUCACCUUACUUUAAGUAGUGAUUUAUUCGUAUGAGAUGUCAUUCCAAAUCCUCCAAGUCGGACUGGACUAGAUUUCAAGCCUCUACGCCUCUGACUCGAUCAAAUUGCGCAGACUUGAAAUUUAGUCCAGUCCUAUAGUCGGAUUUGAAAUAUUACUUCAAGUACUAAUUAAACAACGGUUUAUUUUGAAAGCCCUGCAUGGCUUCCAGUUUUAAAUACUUCAGGUUUUCAUCGAGUAAUCCGGUUUACUAAUAAAGGUCAAUCUUUUCUUUUUCAGUGCUUUGAUUCUAAACUCCAUCAUGUCUGCCUUUCGACCAUCGUACAUCAGCGCAAGGUAAGAUCGCAUUGCCCGUUUGCAAAAUUGAUUUUAUUUGCUAGAAAUCCUGAAUCUAGAGUCUUGAAAUUUUCGUUUAGGGCAUUAGAAUUUGUCAAAAUCAUAUCUGAUUGCGAAGACGCUGGUUUUCCAAAGGUAUAUACCAGAUCAUUUAGUUGACUAAAUACGUUUAUAUUUGAAAUGUAAAUUCAAGUUUACUGUAGUAAAAUAGACAAGUUUAAAAACAAUAAAAAUGCAUAUCAUGAAAACAUUGACUUUUACAAUGCGACUCAUAUGAGACAUCGCCAUUUUGGCAGUUUCGUGAAUAAAAUGGCAGGCUAAAAUUUAUUUCAACUGCCAAAAACAUUUAGACUGGCAGGCCAUAGGACGUAAGCUAUUGGAUCCUAAAUUUGUAUUUUGAAUCCUGUCCUUGCCUUUAGUAUCAACUGUAUCGUUCAUUGGGAAUGAAUGUGGUGUUGGAUGAACCACCCGAGGCGCAGAGACUGCAGUUAUUGAAUGAUGUUUGGAAAGUUGUUAUGAAAUUAAACUCACCCGAGGUAAUUCUGCGUAGGUCUUGAAUGCCUAUACAGUUUUUGCUCACAAUUUCCUGAAUGUUCCAAAUUUAUUUCCAGGAAUACAUAUCAUGUGCUGAGAUUUGGGUUGAAUACCCAAUCAAAUAUUUCGGGGUGAGUUGAUUUCAUGUGUGGUUAGUUAUUUAACCUACUAUUCUUUGUGCCAUCCACUCAUUGUUUUUGUUAUUUCAGAAAAGAGAAAUUGACACGUUACUUGGCGAUAUAUUAAAACAUCUGAAUGUUGAUCGAGCGUUUGAAAAUUAUUAUCCACAGGUAAAUUGUUGAUGUCGUCGUUGUUGUUGUCGUUGUUGUCGUUGUUGUUGUUGUUGUCGUUGUUGUUGUUGUUGUUGUUGUUGUCGUUGUUGUUGUUG